Messenger RNA from Melospiza georgiana, 941 nucleotides. RefSeq names its product LysM domain containing 2 (gene LYSMD2). The coding region runs from base 1 to 588 and encodes 195 amino acids. NCBI's taxonomy places the organism in Eukaryota, Metazoa, Chordata, Aves, Passeriformes, Passerellidae. The record is from RefSeq and is a predicted model, not a curated record. The transcript has 3 exons.
AUGGCCGAGGCGCUGCGCCAGGAGCCGGCGGGCGGGCCCGAGUCGGAGGCCGAGCUGUCGCAGCGGCUCGCCCGCACCAAGGCCCGCUCGUACGGCAGCACGGCGAGCGUGGCCGCGCCGCUGGCCGAGCGCUACGUGGAGCACCGGCUGAGCGCCGGGGACACGCUGCAGGGCAUCGCCCUCAAGUACGGCGUUACGAUGGAACAAAUAAAGAGGGCAAAUAAACUUUUCACUAAUGACUGUAUAUUUCUGAGGAAAACCCUGAAUAUUCCGGUUAUAUCAGAGAAACCAUUACUGUUCAAUGGACUCAAUUCCCUGGAAUCUCCUGAGAAUGAAACUGUUGACAGCUCCCCUUCUUGUGAUGAAGGACUAGUGGCAGUUCAGGAAGAAAGCAGCUCUUCUCCCAGUCCUCCAGAGCCUGACAAUCAGCCCACUGCACCAGAAGAAUUAUCUGCCAAAGAUUUCCUACAGAGAUUGGACUUGCAGAUUAAGUUAUCCAAACAAGCAGCCAGAAAACUAAAAGAUGACAAUGUCAGAGAUGAGGAGGAUGAGGAAGGUCCCUAUGCAACUUCUUCGUAUCACCGGUAGAAGACAGACGUGAUGGCCUGAAAACUCUCCAUGAAAUCAGUUCUUACAGAACUAAGCAGUCAAUAAUUCCAAACCCAAGUCUUUUGGACUCAUCCUCUUGAUGUACUUAAAAGAAGUCAUGAAUGGGUAAUUGCACUGAAAUUAUGACCUCUUCUGCCUUCCAUAGGUUAAUGUCCUUAUGUUAUAUCAAUAAAAGGUUUAAGCCUUCCAAAACUAGCAAUGGCCUUUCUACCCCUUCUGUGCAAACUGUAGCAUGGUAGCAAUUAUAUAUCCCUGAGGUCACCUUUAUGCAGGAUGUUGAUCUUUAGUAAAGAUUUUGUAAAUACUUGUUAAAGUGAAAUUUGUUUUAAGUA